This is a messenger RNA of Anopheles maculipalpis, 3189 nucleotides long. RefSeq names its product aminopeptidase N-like. Gene Ontology annotation, biological process: peptide catabolic process; proteolysis. Gene Ontology annotation, molecular function: metalloaminopeptidase activity; peptide binding; zinc ion binding. Bases 16 to 3189 code for a protein of 1057 amino acids. The record is from RefSeq and is a predicted model, not a curated record. Gene Ontology annotation, cellular component: cytoplasm. The transcript has 5 exons. NCBI's taxonomy places the organism in Eukaryota, Metazoa, Arthropoda, Insecta, Diptera, Culicidae.
UAUUCAUCAGAAAGGAUGCAGUGGCAGAGGUGUGAAAGUGCAUUCCGUUGUGCCUCGGUGCAUACAGUUUUACACAUUUUAUUUAUUUUAUGGUCGCUUGGACUUUCUCACGCUCAAACUGAACCAUUAAACUAUCGGCUACCAAAUCAAACCUAUCCACUUAAGUACAAUAUUGAGCUUACAACACGCAUUCACGAUGAUACCAUAGGUGAAGAUCGAUUCCGUUUCGAGGGUAAAGUUACGAUACAGUUGAUAGCCACUGACGAUCACAACGGCGUAACGGAUACAAUUACGCUCAACUAUCGGCAGAUUGAUAUUACGCAUGUCAAACUUUGGAACCUGAUACAAAAUCAAUGGGAAAACGUAAUUUUGGAUGACAGUAACAGUUUUACUGUUGACCCCGUUCGCGAAUUCCUUACGAUUCAAUCCCCUCAGCCGUUAAAUGGAACUUAUUUUUUGGAAAUAAAAUAUAAUGGCACAUUGCGGGAAGACAAUGGUGGUUUUUAUCGAUCUUCCUAUCGCAACAGCAACGGUAACGUACAGUGGCUUGCAACAACCCAGUUUUCGCCAACCGAUGCUCGCCACGCUUUUCCUUGCUAUGACGAACCAGGCAUAAGGGCUCCAAUAGCAUUACGUGUAAUUCAUGGCAAGAAUUAUUCUGUUCUCUCGAAUAAUAUACCAAUUGACGUAAGAGAAAGCAUUAUGGAAGGAAUGAUCAUAACAACAUUUCCAGAGACGCCAAAAAUGCCGUCCUACUUAUUAGGGAUUGUAGUCAGUGAUUUCACCGAGGCAUCUCUGGCUAAUUUCUCUCGACAAUUGGCCUAUGCGCGUCCGACAGCAUUAGGUACUCCUGUAGCUAACUUUAUAAUAGAAGCAGGAUUUAAGGUAUUGGAAGCGCUGGAAGAUCUUUUGCAAACUUCAUACAUACUGCCAAAACUAGCGCAUGUGGCCAUACCAGAUUUUUCUCCCGGUGCCAUGGAAAACUACGGCUUGAUUACCUACAAAGAGGAAAACUUCAUGUUUGAUCCACAAACUUCGCCAAUGAAACAGAAAAAGAAAAUAGCUACUACUGUCGCACACGAAAUUGGUCACCAUUAUUUUGGCAACUAUGUUUCACCCGCUUGGUGGAGUUACUUGUGGAUGAAAGAAGGAUUUGCACGUUUUUUUGAGUACACGGUGGCACAAAUGGUGUUUCCCGAAAUGGAGAUUGGGAAAAUGUACACCAUUGACAAAACGCAUAAUGCUUUUCAAACAGACUCCCUUAGUUCAUCCCGGCCCAUGACAUAUUAUGUUAAUACACAGAACGAAAUCAGUAACAUUUUCGACGACAUAGCCUAUGAUAAAGGUGGAGCAGUCCUGCUGAUGUUUUACCAUGCCUUCAGUCAAGAACCAUUUCGUGACGCGAUGAUAAAAUACAUUCGAGAUAAUGCUCUACAAUCGGGUACUCCAGCCAAAUUUGCAGAAGCAAUGCAAUCAACAAUCUUUGACACAUUGCCAUCUGAUACACUUCAGUUCAAUGCAUCAGCGCUUCUAGCAUCGUGGACAGAGCAGGCUGGCUAUCCUGUACUGUACAUUUCUCGAUCAGGUGACAACUGUACAUUGCACAUCGAACAACAACGGUAUCUAUUGAAAAGCAACGAAAACAGCAACACAACUGUAAAGUGGAUAGUACCGUAUAAUUUUGCAACGGCAAAAAAUCCCAGCUUUCAUAACACGGCCUACGCAGGGUGGAUCACGGAGCGAGAUCAUACAAUCGAGCCAACGAACGAUUUGAGCUGGACGUGUGACGAGUGGAUCGUGUUCAACAAACAGCAGACGAGCUAUUACCGCGUAAAUUAUGAUACUGAUCUAUGGCAAUUAAUCACAACAGCUCUGCUCCAAAACAGCACUGCCAUCCAUGAAAAUAACCGAGCGCAACUGAUAGACGAUGCAAUGAAUAACGCACGCUCUGGAAGAUUACAAUACGCUGUUCCUUUGCAGUUGCUACGAUACCUGUCGAAAGAAACUGAUUACGUCCCUUGGGCAGCGGUUGACCGCAAUCUUGGUUUGCUAAAUGUCCUCAUGAGAGGUACUAAUAAGUACGACCUAUGGCACAAAUACUGUUUAGAAUUUAUCGAACCUACCUAUGCUCUCAUGGGUAUGACGUCGCUUGUCCAGGAUACAUUAGCGCAACGUAUGGCACGAGAGAUAGUAGUUAACUGGGCUUGCAAAGUUGGUUCCCUCAGUUGCCUCAACAAUACAGCAUUUAUUGUACGAGAGAUUGCUGAAAACCGACUGAAAGAUGCUGAUCCCGAUCUACGAGAACCUAUCUUCUGCAAUGGAUUGCGAACCACAUCUGCAGCCGUGUUUGAUGCCGUUUGGCAACGUAUGCAAGCAUCGCAAGAUCAGACGUACCGAUCAGAACUCAUCCGAUCGCUUGGCUGUGCGGAAGAUGAAUCACUUGUUAACAAAUACCUCGACAGUACGAUUUCGACCAACGGCAGCGAUUAUUACAAUCAAGAGCGUGAGCGUGUAUUUAUGGCAGUUUACAGAAACGGAGAAUUAGGUAUGAGACUAGCGAUGAAAUUCAUGCUAGCAAACAUGGAUCAAGUCAACGAACUCUAUAACAAAGGCAACUUUGGAGGACGAGCAAUCAGUUCCAUCGUUCGUAACAUGGCGCAGCAAAUCACCAGUGAAGAUAUGCACACACAAUUACAGGACUUGAUGGAAAAAUUACUGGGAAAAGGAUUUCUACGACCAGCCGAUAUGCUACAAGCUUUGGAAUACUCAAGCGAAAAUCUGAUGUGGAUUCAAGAAAGGGGUGUUCAAAUUGCCACAUGGUUAGAUGAGCAAUAUCCUGUAACAACUACAACUUCAACAACCACAUCAACAACAACAACAACAACAACAGUUACCACCACCCCAACCUCAACAGUGACUGCUACCCCAACCAAUACAUUAGGCUCGAGCAAUACUUCGACAUCUGAUGUAAUAUCAACUUCUAGUAUUUCUAUGACGAGUAUUGGUUCUUUGCCAACUAGUAUUUCUACCCGUUUCGAUAUAAUAAGUAAUGUUUCAACUUCAUCCAUGAAUUCAAUGACUUCGACUGAAACUUAUGACAGUAACAAUUCAAAUCAGGCUGGGCAUGAUGUAUUCUGUACAAGCCUAUUAAUCGGUAUCAACGUUCUAUUGAUUAUUUUUAAUCAAUAA